Messenger RNA from Apodemus sylvaticus (European woodmouse), 8118 nucleotides. It is a transcript of the gene Fam199x, whose product is annotated as family with sequence similarity 199, X-linked. NCBI's taxonomy places the organism in Eukaryota, Metazoa, Chordata, Mammalia, Rodentia, Muridae. The transcript has 6 exons. The record is from RefSeq and is a predicted model, not a curated record. The coding region runs from base 267 to 1439 and encodes 390 amino acids.
GCCGGGCCGGGCGGCGGCGCCGCAGUGACUCGUCGGGCUUGGCGGCGGUGGUGGCGGCUUCCAAGGUUUCAGAGGCUCAAACUGUAUGGUCGGUGGGCUGCUGCGGCCUCGCAGCGACCUUUGUGCAGAGCCCUUCCAUCCUCAGGCGGCUGCGGUGGGCACACCCGGGGACGGCGGUCACCGCGGCCAGGUUAGCGUGGGGGAAGGGGCGAGUGCCCGAGUAGCCCAUCUGCAGCCAGUGAGUCCAAGCCGGCCCAUCUCCCACCAUGUCCGACGAGGCGUCGGCCACCACUUCCUAUGAGAAGUUUUUAACCCCAGAGGAGCCCUUCCCUCUCCUAGGAGCUCCUCGCGGGGUGGGCACCUGCCCCAGCGAGGAACCUGGCUGCCUGGACAUCAGCGACUUCGGCUGCCAGCUCUCCUCCUGCCAUCGCACGGAUCCGCUCCACCGGUUUCACACCAACAGGUGGAACCUCACUUCGUGUGGUACAAGUGUCGCAAGCUCAGAAUGUAGUGAGGAGCUGUUCUCAUCAGUUUCUGUUGGAGAUCAAGAUGACUGCUAUUCCCUGUUAGAUGAUCAAGACUUCACUUCUUUUGACUUGUUCCCUGAGGGAAGUGUCUGCAGUGAUGUCUCCUCGUCUAUCAGCACAUACUGGGAUUGGUCAGAUAGUGAAUUUGAGUGGCAGUUACCAGGCAGUGACAUUGCCAGUGGAAGCGAUGUGCUUUCUGACGUCAUACCCAGCAUUCCAAGUUCACCUUGCCUGGUUUCUAAAAAGAAAAACAAGCACCGGAAUCUAGAUGAGCUGGCUUGGAGUGCAAUGACAAAUGAUGAGCAGGUGGAAUAUAUUGAGUAUCUGAGCCGUAAAGUCAGUACUGAGAUGGGCCUCCGGGAGCAACUUGACAUUAUUAAAAUCAUUGAUCCUUCUGCUCAGAUCUCCCCUACAGACAGUGAGUUCAUUAUUGAACUUAACUGUCUCACAGAUGAAAAACUGAAACAGGUCAGAAACUAUAUCAAGGAGCAUAGCCUCCGUCAGCGGCCUACAAGGGAGGCCUGGAAGAGAAGCAACUUUAGCUGUGCAAGCACCAGUGGAGUGAGCGGUGCCAGCGCCAGUGCCAGCGCCAGCAGCAGCAGUGCCAGCAUGGUCAGUUCUGCAAGCAGCAGUGGGUCCAGUGUUGGAAAUUCUGCUUCAAACUCCAGUGCCAACAUGAGUCGAGCACACAGUGACAGCAACCUAUCUGCAAGUGCAGCAGAGCGGAUUCGGGAUUCAAAAAAGCGAUCCAAGCAGCGAAAGCUACAGCAGAAGGCCUUCCGCAAGAGGCAGCUGAAGGAGCAGAGGCAGGCACGGAAGGAGAGGCUCAGUGGGCUCUUCCUCAAUGAAGAGGUGCUUUCCUUGAAAGUGACUGAGGAAGACCAUGAAGCAGAUGUUGAUGUUUUAAUGUAAUAGGGUGAAUCGAUCAGUGUUCUUUCGAAGCAUUAUUCUCUCUCAUUAGUUUACAUGCAUCUUGACCAAAAUUUUGGUUAGGGUUGUGCUGAUGUACCAUUAAUAAUUUAGGCCAGUGGUUCUCAGAGACUAGCCCCAACACCUGCAGCUUUCAGCAUCACCUGAAAAGACCUUAGAAUUGUGUUUGGGCCACAUUCCAGACCGGGCAGUGUGGAUUUGGAGCAGCACUGUGUUUUAACUAAUGCCAGAUUCUUCUCAUGCACAUUCUCAUUUAAGGACCACUGGUAAAUGUCUUAACUACUUUAACUUUAUGAUGAUUAAGUAGGCUUUUCAAAGACUACUGCAUUUAUAGUUGGGGAAAUUUCAAAGUACUGAUGUCAACUGUUUUAUUUUGUCAGUAUAUAUUUAGGGUCUGUAAUUCAGUUCUCUUCAUAAUAAAAAAAUUUUUUUUUAGUUUAGUUUUUUUAAAGGGCCAUUGUUUAAUUCUUACUUCCUAGGGGCAAAUCUUUUUUCAGGUGAGGGUGCACAUAAGGUAUGCAUUGCUGUUUACAAUAGUGCCUUUAUUAGGUUUACUUUGAUUUUCAUUAAUUAUUAAUGCAAAGGUAUUAAAAACGGGCCCUAAUCUUUUCCAAUUAGAUGUGGGGUUUUUUUUUGGUUUUCUCUACAUUAUGUCAAGUGAGAAUCAUUUCCGCAAGUGAUAACUACUGAGAAAAAUAAUGCUAUAUUAGUGAAAUUUUAGACUUAAUGUUGUAUUAAGUUUCGCGUGGAGAUUCCAGUUAGGCAAUGAUACCAAUCAAAAUUUCCCAUUACAUCCUUAAAGUUUAGGCUGUCAGAUAAUCUCCAAAUUAGAACAUUUAUCUGUUUCUCUCCAUCAAAAUAUUUUAAUGUAGUACAUCUCCAAUUUCACAUGUUUGACAUGUGGACAGGUUUAUGUUUUGAAUUAACUGACAGAGCACUUGGAGUUCAACAAACUUUAGAGACUGCUAUGGGUAUAUAAAGCAGUAUGCUGUAGAAAACACCUUUGUUGGUGCCUAGUAGGACUCUUUUAAGUCUAAAUGUGAAAUCAUGGGGUUUCGUUAAUCAUGUUUUCAAAGAACUCAUUAUCAUGAACUUAGAAAUAGCCUGAUUCUCUUUCUUCUAUGUGUCUUUGAGCAUUGACAUGGGCUAGAGAAGAUUAAAAACUGAGACUACUGACAAUCAACUUUUCUGACUUUCAUGAUUUUCACUUUUACUCUUGCAUUUAGAAAGCAAACUGUAAUCUUUUGAAAAGGCUACAGAGUUCAGAUGCUAACAUCAUUUAACUUUAGUUCUUCAAAAAGAUUAACUUAAAAUUCUUAAUUUUUAGUUGCUAUAAAGGCUUAAAUUUUACUGAAUUAAAAAGUGAAGAUUUAAUCCUGGUAUGUUGACACACACCUUUAACCCUAGCGUUCAGGAGGCUGAGGUGAGGAUUUAUAAGUUCACAGUAGGCCUGGGCUACAUAGUGCUACCAAAAUUUGGUAUGCAUUUAAAAUUUUUAAAUUUGAUUUUGUUUCUUUGAAGGCUGAAGAACUGAAACUGAGGGUAAAAAUUAGUACCUUGCACCAUUGCUGAGGUCCAUGGUCUGGCUGUAACUUUUGAAUGCCUAAGAUCAGAAUUUAAAGUGCUACGAAGAUAAAGGCAUGAAUAUGUGUGCUUUCAGUUAAAGUAGUAUUUCUGACUUUCCUCCUACCUCCUUUGGUACUCCAUCUUAGUUUACAGGGACCAAAGAGAUUUGGGGUCAGAUCCUAGAAUACUUAAUAAAGAAUGUACUCAGUUUUCCCUUCUAAGUACAGAAAUAGAAAAAAAGAAGAGAAGCGAAUACAUCUAAGCUGUCUUCCCUUAGUCAUAACAAACUUCCACAGAGGAAAUAAUCCACACGUUCUUCCUAUUCUCUAAGGAAGGUGGACCACAUUGAGAUCCAGGGCAACAUUUAUCCAUCACCCACUUGCAAGCUGUUUAUUUGUUGAUGCUCAGUAAAAGAAAAUCCAAAACCAGUUCAGGAUAUAAUUUAAGACUAAUGUCUGUCUCUAUUCUCCCAAAAAUCAUGUAGUCUUCUUAACUUAGAUUUAACUUAAGUCACUAUUAAAUAAGUUUACCAAAGUGCCAUGGGCUAAUUUUAAAUGUCUAUAAAGGUUUGAGUAUUUAUAGAAGUACGUCAUGAAAAUUUGUGUAAGUCCAGAUUCGCUCUGUGUUAGAACUGGAAUGUAAAGUGUCGAUUUGGUGGAGAUUGAAAAUACUUCUUUCAUUUAAAAGUAAAAAAAAGAAACAUGGGACUCCUAGAGUUGUUUAUGAUCUAAGAGAGAGAAAAAGAGAGAUUAAAAUCUUUCUCCUUCCCUCUAAAACAAACUAUCGCAAAAGGGCAAAAGUCUCAUCGUGUCUUUGUUAUCUGUGCUCUGUUAUCUGUUAGGAUGUUUUGUGUAGAUAAUUCAGGAAGAAUUGUUGAAAUAGGUAGUAAUUUAUUAAAUCUGGUAUCUCUACGAGGUAUAUUUAAAACAACUUCAAGUCAGCAUCUUUUCCCCCUUUUCAGUGGAAAAUCUACUUAAUCAGUUAAUUAAAAGGAAAAUCAGGGAAACCCAACUCAAAAGUGUUGAAUCUAUCCUACUCCAGUAACAAUGGCUAUCAAGAAAACCAAAAGCAAAUACUGGUGAGAAGAGAAGAUAGGAAGGAAUCUGUAUAUACUGCUAGUGAUGGUAGAAACUGUCUAUAGCAGUGGAAAUCAGUAUGGGAAAUCAGAUCUCAUGAUAGAGCUAUACUAUCCUUUGAUAUAUGCUGAAAGUAAACAAACUGAGCAUAUGACAGGGAUUUGUGUGUGUACUUCCAUGUCUAUUGUACUAUUAUUCCCAAUAGCCAAUAAAUGGAUGCCCAUCAGCAGAUGGAUAGAUAAAGAAAAUGUAACAUAUAUACAAAGCAGAGUUGUAUUCAGCCAUAAUGAAGACUGGAAUUAUGUCACUUGCAAGAAAAGAGAUGGAACUAGACAGAGAUCAUGUUAAGCAAAUCAAGCCAGAUUCAGAAACACAAACAUUGCAUUUUUUUACAAGUGGAAUCUAAAUUUGAUAAAAUGCAACACAUGAAACUCUGGUGAAAGGGGAGCAAAAAUAGUGAGUGUAUAUGACUGCAGUACAUUAUAAAUAUGUGUGGAUAAAUAAAUGAAAGAAUGAAAGUCCAGAUUUUGUUCCAGUGUUGGUUAUCUUCUGGCCACAACUGACAGUGGAGUGAAUAAGUCUCCUCUUUAUAGAUUUAUCCAGAGACUUUUUAUUAGAGAUCUUGUAAGAGUAUGUCAGUCCUCACUACAGCUUUUUAAAGUGUGAACAAUGAAUUAAGCAAAAUGCCAUGUAUUUUUAUACAGUUUUUGCAAACAAUUAAAGGAAGGUGUUGUUUUAGAAUGUAGUAAGUUGUAAAGGGCUAGUUCAUUCUAUCUUACCAAGAACUUAAAGUAAAACGACACUUUUUCUUCAUUCUUUGGUAGUGAGAGUUUAGUUGACUUCCUCCAUUGUUUGGGUAAGUUAGACAUUUCUAAAUUAAGUCCCAGAAACUGAUUUAUAAAAAAUGACCUAUCGUAUGGGUAGAUGUCUCAUUUUUUCUAGCUUUUAAAAAGUGGUAAAUUCCCUCAAAAAGGAAAAACAAAUUAUAUGAAACUAUUGUAUAAAGAUAUCCAGAUUCUGAUGAGCUUUAAACAUUGUAAAAUUUAUUAUAUAUCUUCAUAUUUAAGCCAAAAAUGUUACAACAUAAACUCUAUAGCAGUCUUUUGGUUUUGGGUUCUCAGCCUUUUUGUUCAUGGCUUCUCCGUAGCCUCAUGUGCCUUAAAAUCAGAUAAUCAGAUUGGUAUAAUUUGGUUCAUAUAAUGCUCAUGGUGUUUGGAUAUUAGUAAAACUUAACAAUCAGUAGUAAUAGAGUAUAAAACAAAAUAAAAACCUUCAGAUCUUAGACUCAUUUGCUUAAAACUAGUUCUGGUCCACCAGAUUAAUGAAGGGCCUUGCAUUUACAUAAAAUUUUGCUUAAUAUAUUUUUUCCCACUGAAAAAAAUCUGAGACUAGGACACUCUUUUAUUUCCUUUUUCUUUUUGAAACAGGGUCUCCCUAUACAUUCUAGGCUAGCCUUGCACGUGUGUUGUUGCCCAGGCUGGUCUGGAACUUGUGAUCUUUCUCCUUAGCUUCCCUGAUGUUUGGGACCCAGAUGUGCCUGGGGAAUAUAUCUGUUUAAACUAGGUGAGUUUUAUCAGAAAAGAAAAUUUUUAGGGUCUGUACAAAAACAAUUGAAGAGCCAAGAUUAUAUAGGAAGGAGCUUCUUCUGUUAACUUUAAAGACUCUUUAGAUUCAUUUGUGUAAUUGUUGGGGCAUCCUAUUCUCCUUGCUUUAACAAAUUGACUCUUAGCAUUGUCUUCAAGAACUCUUCUUGGGAAUUGAUGGAAGGUAAAGUUAGUUUGAGUUGCUGAUAGUAUAGUUCAUUUGUGUUCAAUAAUAGUGUUGAUGUUGAAUGCACUGGCAUUCAUCUUAUUUAAAUUAGAGAUAAAUUCCAUCUUUAAAGAGAUUAUUAGGAAAUAAAUAAUUGAGCAAAAAUCUAAUGAUAGCUUUGCAGUAGAUUUAAGCUUGAUAAUGUGAGAUAAAUUUUAUCUCAGAUUUUAAUAUUAUUAAGUAAGAAGCCUUUGAGGCAUUUUGAGCUAGGCAUUUCUGUCAGUAUAUAAUUUGGAAGAUAGUCCUUAAAAUACUUGAAUUUGGUCUCUGAAAAAUAAAAUAAAAUAAAAUAAUUUAUGUUCUCUAUGAGACUUAGAAGGAACUCUGGCAGUUCCUAUAACUGGCUAAGGAAGCUGCGUGGCAUAGCUCAAGACCCAAGCUGGCUCACUACAAUUACAUUUCUUAAAUUCUAUAAUUUGUUUGUGGCUCACUGCCCGAAUAUGUUUUGAAUUGAGUUAUUGAUGUUUUAGCCUAAACCAGACAAUGGCAAAUUGCAUUUUAAUUUGACAUUCAUGCCAAACUCAGAAAAACCAGUGUGAUCUUUUCUGAUCUCAAUAUGUAGUAAUUUUUCUUUAUUGUCAGGUUUUUUCUAUUACAUCUUUGUGGUGAAUGGGAUGUGUGGAAAUCUGUGUUCUUUUUUUGUAGUGAUGGAUGGAAUAGAAAAGGGAAGAAUUACGUAAUUAAUGAAUAUCUGUUUUGACAAUGUCAAUAUAAAUGUGGGAUUACUGUGUACAGAUGACAGGUACACACUUAAGUUGGCUGAAUUGUUUAGAAGGACAGCCAUGACUUGUUCUGUGAAGUUGCUAGUUCUUAAAUUGAAGCUGAUCUCUUGUGUUUGUUUACAUUGACAUUUCAAGGCUUUUGGAAAAUGGGGCUGAUAGUGUCUCUUCCUACAGUGGGUGAAUUUAAUUUCCUGUUUAUAUUAAAAAUAAUACAUAAGUCUUUGUGUUGGCAAUUUAAUAGGACUGUUACCAAAAGAAGUUAAUAAUAAUCAUAAAUAUACAUAAAACACCUCAUAGAUGGUUAAGAGUUGCAAAUUAUGGGACUUUCCACUCCCCUUCUUUUCAAAAAGUAGUUCUGUAGAAUCAAUAUAACCAAAGCAAGUAGGAAGUUGACUGGUUUGGAGAAUCUACAAGUAGUCUUAAAUACUGUAAAGUAUCAGAUUGUCAACCAGGACUUUUUUCCUAUAUUCCUGCUAAAUGUAUGCUGAAUUAAUGCACUUUUGUACAUACGACAGUCUUCUGGACAUUCUGUACUUAGUACAGUGUAUAUAAAACCUGGCUUUUUUUUUUCUUGAAGCUCUGUGAGGGGAUAAAAAUAGUUAUAAUACAAUUGGUUUCUCUUUUGAGUUCCUUCUUGCACAUGAAAAUAUUUCAGCAGGUAUAUCUAAAUGAGUUUGUGUGGUUGUAACUGAAGCUGGCUAUGUGAUGGAGCUGCUUUUUGAACCUAGUAUCAGAAUUAAAGAGUCAUUUUGGUUAUUAAGAAUUUUGGUACUCAUACUAUCCUAAGUAUAUCUCUUUCACUGCUGCUUAUAACUUUUUACUCUGAAUCAGCUCCUUUCAAAGUUCCAUCCCAGAAUAUUUACUACUAACAGAGAAUUGCCAUUUUCUUUGGUUCACAGUUUGAUUAGACUCUAUAAACUUGUUUUGUAGGGGUCUCACUUUCCCAAAAGUCAUGAGCAAAACUUUUUUCCGAAGAGAUCAGAUUUCUAGAGAGAUUAUCAUUCACACAGUAAGUGAAAGUUACUAGUAAGUGAAAAUUAGGUCAAAUUUUUGUUGACAAAAGUGGUCUAUUUUGCUUAAAAGAUUCUGCUGUAGAAUCUUUUAAAGUUAAAUUUCCAGAAAUGAAAUGUCUAUGAUCAGUUGUAUGUAUAGAUUCAGGUGCCAUUCUGGAUUUUGUGUAUGUAGGAGGUUUUUUUUUGCUUUCUGUUUUUCUUGGGGUUUGGGUUUUUUUGGUCAACAAUGUUAUUUCUUGCCCCUAAACAGACAUCUGUGAUUCUUUUCUUCUUUGGGGAAAAAAAUCUUAGCCUGUUUUUAUUUUAGUUUCACAGAUUGGCAGGAUUAUUCUCAAAAUGUUUUAUGUGAGUAAAUAUGUUCAUUUAUUAGUCAAUGAUAGAUUAAUUAAGAUUGUUUAAUGGAGAAGGCAGUCUUAUUCUUGCUGUCUGUAACCUUUCAUUUUUAAUAAAUGUGAGUUAGAUACUAAGUAAAACA